UUGAAUGGCUGCCUUUCCAGCCUUCCUUUAUAUCUCCGCCUCCUCUUCAUGGUGUGACUAAGCAAGCUGUGCUUUUGCUUUGCUUGGAUCAGACCAGACAAGUCACUAAUUCAAGAUGGUGGUAUUAUCAAAGGAGCAUGGGUACGUGAUCCUGACAGGCGCUGCCAGUUUCAUCAUGGUUGCCGACCUGAGCAUAAAUGUGAACAGGGCCCGUAAGCUCUAUAAAGUAGAGUACCCCACUAUGUACAGCAAUGACCCAGAAAAUGGAAAAAUAUUCAACUGCAUCCAGCGGGCACACCAAAACACCCUGGAAGUCUAUCCGGCAUUCCUGUUCUUCCUGGUUGCUGGAGGACUUACACAUCCGCGUCUAGCAAGCACACUAGGAGUUGCUUGGAUUGUUGGUAGAGAAUUGUAUGCUUAUGGAUACUAUACAGGAGAUCCCAGCAAACGGAAGAGGGGUGCAAUUGGCUCAUUUGCUCUUUUGGGUCUCUUGGGUACUACUUUCUGCUCAGCCUUCAAAUUGCUUGGUUGGUCAUUGCACCCGAAGACUUGGUGUUGAAUGUGGAAUCACUUGAAAGAUAAGACCAGAUUCUUUCAAAAAGAAGCCCGUCUGUAUUGUUCAAACCCCUGUUCUAUGUCCCUCCUCACUUAAAGGAGUGCAUUUGCCAGGGCCUACAGGUCUUUAAAUCAAUUUUGCCAUCACAAAUUUGUAUUUUCUAAUUAAAAAUCUUGAAAAUCA
Messenger RNA from Pelobates fuscus (common spadefoot toad), 739 nucleotides. It is a transcript of the gene MGST3, whose product is annotated as microsomal glutathione S-transferase 3. Gene Ontology annotation, molecular function: glutathione peroxidase activity; glutathione transferase activity. Bases 116 to 559 code for a protein of 147 amino acids. NCBI's taxonomy places the organism in Eukaryota, Metazoa, Chordata, Amphibia, Anura, Pelobatidae. The transcript has 6 exons. Gene Ontology annotation, cellular component: nuclear envelope; membrane; endoplasmic reticulum. The record is from RefSeq and is a predicted model, not a curated record.